AUGGCAGGUUCUAUCAGAACUUUGAAUUUGCAAGGAUGUUCUUUAAUUACCGAUGGUGGACUGUCUUCUUUGGCAACAAUGUUUUUGUUAACAGCUCUGUUAUGUACAACUGGCGGUGAAACCGUCAAGAGUGGAAGGUGUGAGUGCGUAGUGCUGGAGGCAGUUAUAACGGAAAAAGGAAUCUGGAGGUGGCCUCGGCUAACUCUGGAGGUUUGUGGAAGCAGAGUGCGGCUGAGGUGCGGAGAGGUAUUGGAGGUCAAGGCGGUUAGGGAAGCAGAUUAUUCAGGCGUAAGUGAAGGUGACGACGUGAUGGAAGACCUAGAGGAAAAAUGGAAGGAACUACGGUUGAGAGAAGAGGAAAAAAUGGUAAUAGAGAUUGAUGAUGAGGUAUCGGGAGAUCUGCUGAUGAAAGAACAGAGGUCUUUACUCGGAAAACUUUGUUCGAACCGGCUGAUUAGUAAGGAGGUGAUGGAAAGCACACUGGCAAAAAUUUGGAGAAUCAGUAAGAAGGCACAAUUCACUGAGGUGAGUCCGAAUACUUUUGCUAUAGUGUUUGGUAACAUAGCUGAUAAACAGAAGGUCUGGUCAGGCAGACCAUGGCUGUUUGACAACCAGUUAGUGGUGUUGAAGGAGUUCGAUGGCUUUACGCCAUUGAAACAAGUGAACUUUACCUCAGAAAGUUUUUGGGUAAGGUUUCACAACUUACCGUUAUCUUGUAUGACGGAAGUCCGAGGUGAACAGAUUGGGAGUACAGUGGGAAGGGUGGAAAGGGUGGAUGUGCAGGGAGAUGGCAGCGGAUGGGGGAAGUUUCUGAGAGUUCAGAUCCAUAUGGAUCUCAAUCAACCUCUAGCAAGAGGGAGAACUCUGAUGGUUAAAGGCAAUGAGAUCUGGAUCCCAUUUAGUUACGAAAAGAUGCCUAGAAUAUGUUUCUCCUGUGGUUGUAUAGAGCAUGGUCUAAAUGAGUGUAAAGAAGGAGGCAGGAUAGUAGGGGAUGAAAAUCAGUAUGGUCAAUGGUUGAGGGCCAAGCAAGAUUAUAGAAAUAAUUUCUUUGUGAAAAUGCAAAAAAAUGAGGAAAGGAAUGGGUGGUGGAAGGAGAAGGAGAAUAUGCCUUAUGCUGAAGGUAGUGGGGGAAGUAAUAAAGAGGGGGGCAGUAGAGUUAGGGAAGAAAGUGUAGAAGGAAUUGAGGUGAAUGAAAAAGGGAAGGAAAGGGGAUUAAAGGGGAAUGAAAAAACUAAGGAAGGGGAGGACAGUGGGGAAUUAGGUAGUAGUAAUGGGGUCGAGGGAGUAAAGGAAAGGGAUGAAUCAACCAUGCUAAUUACUAUGCAUGGUCAAAAAGAAAAUAUGGAAACGGGGUUGCAGGAUGUUGCAGUGCAGUUUGAGACCAUGGGGAAGGAAGUUGGUAGUGAGUUGAGGAGCAAGGAAGUGGGUGAAAGGGUGGAAGGAAGCAGGUCAGAAAAACUAGGUCUGGAUAUUGUGAAUUAUUCACAAAGACAUAUUAGUGCUUGGGUAAUAGAGGAGGGGGUAAGUAAAUGGCUUCUUACGUGCUUCUAUGGAGCACCUGAAACAGCUAAAAGAAAAGACACAUGGGUCAUGCUUAAGAGUUUGAAACCAAAGGGUGGUGAGGGCUGGUUGAUAGUAGGGGAUUUCAAUGAAAUUUUAACUGCUGAUGAGAAGUGGGGAGGAAAGGUUAGACCAGAUGGACAAAUGGAGUUAUUCAGGGAGGUGAUGAGUGAAGGAGAUUUGCAUGAUCUGGGGUGGAGGGGAGACAAGUACACGUGGAGCAACUCACAUGCUAACUCAACUUUUACUAAAGAAAGGUUAGAUAGAGCUGUGGCAAACCCCAAAUGGAUGGACAUCUACUCUGAAGCUUGGGUGGAAGUGUUAGUGGCUAGAACUUCGGAUCAUAAGCCACUGUUAGUGCACUUAAAUAGACAAGAUCAAAGGGUAGUGGCACAACUCAGGCAAAAGAAAAGAGGUUUUAAAUAUGAGGCUUGCUGGGCUUUAGAGAAGGAAUGUGAGGUGGUCUUAAGGAAAGCUUGGGGAGAAGAUGGACCACAUAACCAAACUGUUAUGGGUUUACUGAAUAAUAGUAGAAAGGCUCUUCAGUUAUGGAGUAAGUCAAAGAGGCAGAGGAGUGGGAAAGAAAUAGAAGAAAAAACAAAGUAUUUAAAGAGACUACAAGCUGAGGAAAGCAGGGGUAAUGUGGAAGAGAUCAGGAAGACUACUACAGAUCUGCAUCUGCUGUUAGAAAAGGAGGAUCUCUGGUGGAAACAAAGGGCUAAAACAAAUUGGUACAAGCAUGGAGAUCGAAACACUAAGUAUUUCCAUGCUUGUGCUAAUCAAAGGAAAAAAAGAAAUUUCAUUAAAGAAAUAGAAGAUCCAAGUAACAAUAUGGUUUGUGGAUUCAAACAGGUGGAAGAAACAUUCAGAAAUUACUUUGGCAUUGUUUUUCAGUCUAUAAAGCCAAGCAAGGUUGAGAUUGAAGCAUGUUUAGUGGGUAUGGGUGGAAGGGUGACUGAGAGGAUGAAUGAGAAACUGUCAAGAAGAUUCACAGCAGUGGAAGUGGAGAAAGCAGUGAAACAAAUGGCCCCUCUGAAGGCACCUGGACCAGAUGGUUUUGGACCUUGCUUCUAUCAAAAUCAUUGGGGAAUAGUUUCUGAAGAAGUAAACAAAGCAGCUUUGGCAAUUCUGAAUGGUAGUCCUUUGGAUCCUACUCUCAAUUACACUUACUUAGCCUUGAUCCCAAAGACGAAGUCCCCUAGAAAAGUGACUGAGUAUCGACCCAUCAGUUUGUGUAAUGUUUUGUACAAAAUAGUCUCUAAAACUAUCACAAACAGAUUCAAAGGGGUUUUAGCUGAAAUAAUUUCCCCUAAACAAAGUGCUUUCCUGCCUGGAAGACUGAUCAAUGACAACAUUAUGAUAGCCUAUGAGUUAUUACACUCAAUGAGAAAUAGGAAGAAGGGGAAGGUGGGAAGCAUGGCCAUGAAGCUAGACAUGUCAAAGGCCUAUGACCGAGUGGAAUGGGAGUUUUUGGAGGCUGUGCUGUAUAAACUUGGUUUCUGUACUCAAUGGGUAGAUUUAGUGAUGAAAUGUGUAAGAACAGCUUCAUACUCAGUGCUCAUUAAUGGAAUCCCUGGAUUAAAAUUUUGGCCUUCAAGAGGGUUGAGACAAGGGGAUCCUUUGUCACCCUAUCUAUUCAUUAUAUGUGCUGAGGGAUUAAGUAGUCUGUUAGACUAUUAUGAGAAGAAUCAUUGGAUCAAAGGGGUGCAAGUGGCUCGAGGAGGGACAAGCAUCAAUCAUCUCCUCUUCGCAGAUGAUUGCAUCUUAUUUGGCAAAGCAAAAAUUGCAGAAUGGAGAAGAUUACAAGAAGUGCUACAAGUUUAUGAAAGGGCAUCGGGUCAGUUCCUCAACAAAGAUAAAACUGCUGUGUUCUUUAGUAACAACUCACAGCCAGCUGAAAUACAGGCUAUAAAGGAGGCAGGCCAGAAUUAUGUUUGUGGAACAUAUGAAAAAUAUUUGGGGCUCCCUACUAUUGUAGGAAGAUCUAAAUUCAACACUUUUAGAAGCCUAAAAGAGAGGAUCUGGCAGAGAAUUGUCAGUUGGGAAAAUAGAUUUCUGUCCCAAGCUGGGAAAGAAGUUCUUAUUAAAGCUGUACUGCAAUCCAUCCCAACUUAUACUAUGGGGGUUUUCAAACUUCCUAGUAGGUUGUGCAAAGAUAUUAAUGGGAUGUUAUCCAAGUUUUGGUGGGAAAAAAAGCAGGAAGGUAGAGGGCUGAUAUGGAGGAAAUGGGAAAGGCUGAGUGAGCAGAAACUGAAAGGGGGAAUGGGUUUUAGGGACUUGGAGAGUUUUAACUCUGCCCUUCUUGCAAAACAAGGGUGGAGAAUCCUCAAGUAUCCUCUUAGUUUGGCUGCAGUGAUUUUUAGAGAAAAAUACUUUAGAAAUGGGAGCUUUAUGGAGGCAAAAUUGGGAUCACAGCCAUCUCUCAUAUGGAGAAGCAUAUGCUCAGCUAGGACCAUUUUGAAAGAAGGGUUGAGGUGGAGAGUAGGGGAUGGAAAGGAGAUUAAAAUAUGGGGUUCGAAGUGGUUGACAAGCCCUACUUCUUAUGCUGUUCAAUCUCCAGUGAAGGUGCUGCAGGAAGAUGCUAAAGUUGAGGAGUUGAUUGAUACUCAGAAAGGUGAAUGGGAUGAAGCCAAGAUUAGAGAAAUUUUUGUAACAGAGGAAGCUGAAAUAAUACUAAGUAUGCCCUUAAGUAGUAGAGGAACAAAAGACAGAUUGGUAUGGGGUCCAUCUCAGAAAGGCCUUUUCUCAGUGAAGAGUGCAUAUUACUUACAGCUGGAGUUAUGGGGAAGAAACCAAGGGGAAAGCUCAGUAGAAGAGAAGAGGGACGAUAGAUGGAACAGAAUAUGGGACUUGAAGGUACCAGGAGUGACCAAGUUAUUCAUUUGGAGGGCUGCAAAUAACUUGCUGCCCACAAAAGAAAAUCUGUACAAGAGAAAGGUGAUUGAGGAAAAAAGGUGCCCUUUGUGUGAUGCAGAGGAGGAAACAAUUAUGCAUGCUUUAUGGGAGUGCCCUGCAGCCAAUAACUUGUGGGGAAAUGAUGAAAGCUGUGUCAAAAAGUGGGCCAGAACUGAAUGGAACUUUAUGUCUCUAUGGGAGAAAUUUAUGGACAGACUCACAAAGGACCAGAUGGAGGAGAUGGCUAUAUUGUUGAGGAAGGUGUGGCUGAGAAGAAAUGAUUGGGUGUUUGAAAGGAGAAUGGCAUGUCCUAAGAACUCGUUCAGUGCUACAAAGGCAGCUUUGCAUGAGUUUCAGGCCUCUCAGUUGGCUUCAAAUCAGAAUGAGAUGGUACAGAAAACAGACACAGAAAGGGUAAAAUGGGAGAAACCAAAGAGGGAUUUUGUAAAGGUCAAUUGGGAUGCAUCUUUGGACUUGAAGAGAAGGAAAAUGGGAAUAGGAGUCAUGAUAAGAGAUGAACAAGGUGAGGCUUUGGUAACUGUCUGUGAUCAGAAGCUGAAUGUGGUAGAAGUAGCAGUAGCAGAAAGCUAUGCCUUGAGAAAAGCAGUUGAGGUAUGUUCUGAACUUAAUAUCCAAAGGGCCAUUUUCGAGGGAGAUGCAAAGGUAGUGGUUCAUGCUGUGAUUGACAAGGAUGAUGUUUCUUUUAAUUUUAGUCCUAUUGUGGAAGACAUACGAUUAUACUUUAGUAACAGACCACAUUGGUCUAUACAGUUUGUGUCUAGAGUUAAGAAUACGACUGCUCAUAGCUUAGCUAAAAGAGCUUUAGUUAUGAAAGGGGAACAAGUUUGGAUAGAGGAGGUCCCAGGCUUUAUUGUGGGAUGUCUGAAGAAUGAUAAAGAUGUAACACAGGAAGAUGAAUGA
Messenger RNA from Carya illinoinensis, 5376 nucleotides. RefSeq lists its product as uncharacterized. Gene Ontology annotation, molecular function: RNA-DNA hybrid ribonuclease activity; nucleic acid binding. The coding region runs from base 1 to 5376 and encodes 1791 amino acids. The record is from RefSeq and is a predicted model, not a curated record. The transcript is spliced from 3 exons. Lineage: Eukaryota; Viridiplantae; Streptophyta; Magnoliopsida; Fagales; Juglandaceae.